AUGGGAUGCACUGGAGCCAAGAACAUCCAAGGAACUGAAAUAAGGAUCAUGAUGAUGAGGGGCUGGGUAUCUGGAAGGGAAGUUUGCUACGAAAGGCUUGGAUGCUUUUCAGACAGCCCCCCAUGGGCUGGGAUCCCGGGGAGACAACUGGCAGGCUUGCCCAGCUCUCCAGAUGCUGUGAACACAAAUUUCCUUCUUUACACCAGAGAUAACAGGGUGAAAUACCAAAAAAUUUCAGCUACAAAUUCUUCAACCAUAAAAGCUUCGAAUUUCCGAGCACACAGGAAAACUCGUUUCAUUAUACACGGGCACCUUGCUGGAGCAGAUCUCCCCUGGAUAACAAACUUAUGCAGGUUCAUGUUCCACUCUGAGGAUGUGAACUGCAUUUUGACAGACUGGAGUGGAGGGUCCAGUGGUCUGUACACGGACGCCGUCAACAACGUCCGCAUUGUGGGGGCUGAGCUGGAGUACCUGGUGAACCUCCUCGAGAAAGAUUAUGGCUACUCUCCUGCCAACAUCCAUUUCAUUGGCCAUAGCCUUGGAGCACACGUUGCAGGGGAGGCAGGGAGGAGGAAACCUGGCAUUGGAAGAAUAACAGGUUUGGAUCCAGCUGGGCCCCUUUUCCAGUACACUCCCACAAUGGUUAGGCUGGAUCCUUCAGAUGCAACAUUUGUUGAUAUAAUUCAUACUCAUGCUGGUCAUCUUUUCUUUGACUUUGGUAAGUUUUCAUUUAAAGGCUGCCAUUGGCACACAGCUGGCUACAGAGCACCUGAAACUCCAGGGAUUCUUCAGCCUUGUGGCCACCUGGAUUUUUACCCAAAUGGUGGGAGGAAGAUGCCAGGAUGCAACCAGCUUCGUGUACCUCCUGCAACCCAGGAUAUCAAUGACCUGAUGAGAGGUAAAUAUAUUUUAAAGAAGUAAUACAUCAUUAUAAGUUACAGUUAGAGACAAAGACUAGGAUAAGGUAAGACCUUUAUACAGUUCAGAUUUGGAAUAAGGAGAAAAUGCUCAAUAAUGGAACAUUUAAAGCUACCUCUGACAUAUCCACCAAUUUGCUUUUAUAAUAACCAAGGCAAAUUCUAGAUGAAAAACUUCAGUUAAAGCAUGAAAAAUUGUGCAUCACAAGCUUUCUAAGACCCUGCCAUUGUGCUCAGUGGGAAUUCCUCCCAU
Sturnus vulgaris (Common starling) is the source of this 1170-nucleotide messenger RNA. NCBI's taxonomy places the organism in Eukaryota, Metazoa, Chordata, Aves, Passeriformes, Sturnidae. The record is from RefSeq and is a predicted model, not a curated record.